AUGGAGAAUGAGGAGCUUUUCGUAGGCGAAUCCGCGCUCGACGCACAGCAGCAAGCCAGGAACAUCCGUCGCACGGCAGAUGGGUCCAAGCAAACUCCCCUGCAGGUUCACGCCGAACCGCUGCUGGCCGGCGAUGACUUUGACGAUGGACCACCGCAUUAUGAGGAAGACCCGCGCGAUAUUGAAGCCCGACCGCGAUGGAGGAGACCGUCCAUCUGGUGGCUAUUGCCUUUCGGCAUGCUAUUCACGUUGGGCUUUGGAGGACUCGCGGUACCCAGGAUUAACUUGAUUAUGUCUCUAAUUUGUCGCGAUUAUUUCUCGGAGAGGAUGGCCAAAGACCCUAACUUCACUGUGCUUCCCAUUGUUUUUGGAGAUGACAACGCCCAGUGCCAAAUCCCUGAAAUUUCGUCUCUCGUCGCCCAGUGUCAGCUUUACCUCAAUCUUGUCACCGGAAUCAUUUCAGCGCUGGUCAGUCCUCGAUUAGGCCAUAUGUCAGAUCGUUAUGGCAGGACCAAAAUUAUCGCGAUGGGCGCGAUGGGCGCAGUGCUCAAUGAGAUGAUCACCGUGAUCGUCGCUUCGCGACCGGAGUCCUUGUCCGUCAAUUUGCUCUUCAUUGGAGCCGUGAUGGAUGGACUCGGCGGUUCAUUCACCACGGCGCAAGCUCUAAUUCAUUCCUAUGCCACGGAUUGUACCCCUCCCGACAGGCGAAGUGUGGCAUUUGGCCUUUUCCACGGAACUUUGUUCCUUGGCAUCGCUGCUGGACCCAGUGGUGCUGCAUACCUGAUCAAGCAGACUGGAACUGCUCUACCGGUCUUCUACAUCGGCCUGGCAUGCCAUAUCAUCUUUGUGCUGUCUGUCUUUUUCGUCGUUCCCGAGUCUCUUUCGAAGGAGCGGCAGCUCGCAGCUCGUGAAAAGCACUACACGAAGCUGGCAGACUCUGAAGAUGUCAAGUGGUAUUCGUGGAAGGCCCUUAACCCGAUGAAGCUGAUCACUCCGCUCGCGAUCCUUCUACCCGCUGUUGGUCGACCGAGUGUGUUGUUCUCUAACCGCCGGGGUGCCAGUCCUGCUCUUCGACGAAACAUUGUUCUCCUGGCUGCUAUGGAUACGGCCUGCUUCGGCAUUGCCAUGGGCACUGCACAGUUGAUCAUCAUCUAUGCUGCUUACAUGUUCAACUGGGGUAAUGUGGAAUCAAGUCUGUUCGUGUCCAUUAUCAAUGUGAUCCGUGUAAUCAACUUGUUUGUGGUUCUCCCCAUUGUCGCACGCUUCUUCCGUACCCCGACUCCCAACGAUGGGACAAUCCGCGGAUCUGACAUGCUGGACAUUGUCAUCAUCCGUCUGUCCAUUGUCUUCGAUGUUUUAGGCUAUGUCGGCUAUGCCUUGUCGAAGCACCCGUCGAUGAUGGUGCUUUCCGGGAUUGUCGCCUCACUAGGAGGAAUGGGCUCGCCAACCUUACAGUCGUCCCUUACCAAACAUGUACCACAAGAGCGCAUCGGCCAGUUGCUUGGUGCUACAGGCCUCUUGCACGCACUUGCACGAGUUGUCGCGCCGACGGUCCUCAACUUGAUCUACAGUCUGACUGUCGCUACAUACCCUCAGACGGUAUUCAUUUGUCUAGCAGCACUUUUUGGUUUGACUCUCUUGAUGAGUUUCCUGAUCCGGCCUCAUGUCACUGUUGAGGACGAGGCUGCUUCUGAUAUCGUGGUUGAAGCGAACGAAGAUGGAGAAGAUGAACACGACCGGCUCCUCUCACGAUAA
Penicillium atrosanguineum is the source of this 1755-nucleotide messenger RNA. Its product is annotated as putative tetracycline-efflux transporter. Gene Ontology annotation, molecular function: transmembrane transporter activity. Bases 1 to 1755 code for a protein of 584 amino acids. Gene Ontology annotation, cellular component: membrane. Lineage: Eukaryota; Fungi; Ascomycota; Eurotiomycetes; Eurotiales; Aspergillaceae. The transcript has 3 exons. Gene Ontology annotation, biological process: transmembrane transport. The record is from RefSeq and is a predicted model, not a curated record.